Molecule: messenger RNA, 3030 nt
Organism: Leucoraja erinaceus (little skate)
Lineage: Eukaryota; Metazoa; Chordata; Chondrichthyes; Rajiformes; Rajidae
Gene: card9
Product: caspase recruitment domain family, member 9
Exons: 12
Coding region: 107-1774 (555 amino acids)
Biological process (GO): regulation of apoptotic process; positive regulation of canonical NF-kappaB signal transduction
Source: RefSeq, a predicted model, not a curated record
UUUCCCCAUCCUUACUGAAGAUCCAUUCCACGGGCAGUGGGACCGUUGUUGUGUGACGUUGCUGAGCGCUGGCUGGGCAGUGAGCUCGCUAGGGAGCUGCUCCACCAUGUCUGAUCACCAGGAGUCUGAUGCUGAGGAGCAGUGGAACACGCUGGAGAAUUACAGAGCGAGGCUCACGUCGGUGAUAGAGCCGUGCCGGAUCACCCCUUACCUCCGCCAGUGCAAGGUCCUCAACCACGACGACGAGGAGCAGAUCUACAACGACCCCAGCCUCGUCAUCCGCAGGCGCAAAGUCGGCGUGCUGCUCGACAUUCUCCAGCGGACCGGGUGCAAGGGUUACAUCGCCUUCCUGGAGAGUCUGGAGCUCUACUACCCCGACCUGUACAGGAAGAUCACCGGGCAAGACCCCACGCGCACAUUCUCCGUUAUCCUGGAUGCGGGUGGAGAAUCGAGCCUGACAGAGCUGCUGAUGGCAGAGGUUCAGAAGCAGCAGCAGGCGGUGAUGCAGAGUCAGCGGCGGGCCCAGGAGGUGACCGCCCAGCUGAAGACUAAGGAGGACCUCAUCAAGCAGCUGCAGGUGAAGCUGAACGAGCUGCACAAGCACCAGGAGCGCUUCUGGAAGAUGCGGGAGGAGCGCAACAACUUCAGCGAGGAGCUGAAGAUGUGCAAGGAGGAGAACUACAAGUGGGCUAAGGACUUUGCAAUGCAGAGCGAAGAGAAGAACAAGGCCAUGAUGAAGAACAGAGACCUGCAGUUGGAGAUCGAGAAACUGAAGCACAAUCUGAUGCUGGCAGAGGAUGGAUGCCAGGUGGAGCGGACCCACACCAUGAAACUCAAGCAUGCCAUGGAGCAGAGACCAAAGCAGGAGCUCAUCUGGGAACUCCAGCGAGAGAACGACUUGCUCAAGGCAAAGAUCCAGGAGCUGGCCAGCCCCAUGAAGGUUGAGAAUGUCGAUAAAAAUAAGAUGUACAUCCAGAUCCUGGAAGAUGAUCGGAGGACAACGCAGGAGGAACAUCAGGAACUGGUCAACAGUAUCUACAGCUUGCGUAAAGAGCUUCAGGAUGUGGAGGAGUUACGAGAUAAGUAUCUGGAAGAGAAGGAGGUAUUUGAGCUGAAGUGCACGACACUGCAAAAGGAUUCGCAGAUGUACAAGGAUCGUAUAGAGGCGAUCGUCCUGCAGAUGCAAGAGGUGGCCACAGAGAGAGACCAGGCGCUGCAGUCUAGGGAGGAGAUCCACAAGCUGCACUCACACAGCCUGCAGCAGAAGGAUGAGUACCGCAAGCUGAUCCGCGAGAAGGGAGAGAGGUGCGACGAGCUGCAGAUCGAACUCUAUCGGCAGGAGGAGCGACUCCUCAACCUGCAGGCCACGCUCAAGCGGCUGAAGCAACUGCCGGACAGCUCGACCUCAGACUUUGAUGAGACCAGCUCCAAAGCGUCUCAGGAUGUCACUGUUACAGGAAUCCAGGAUACAGACCGAAGUUCCGCUGAAUGGUGUUGGACACAGAACACAGAGACGGUGAAGGCAGCCGGCUCACAGCCGUCUCCAGCUCUGGCGAAAUACUCCGACAUGAAAAUGCUGGUGGCCACUGAAGACCUACUGAAGGUGAAGUCCAGCAGGUUACGGAUGAAGAAAAGCUUUGAAGACUACAGAAGGAAGCGGGCGAUCCGCCUGAACAAACAGAUGAACGAGGGGGUGAAAGGAGGCGUGGCAGCGAGCGAGACCACCGACUCCGACUACUCCGACGGGGAAGGGAAGAACGAGGAUGGGAGUUGAUGCGUCUGCCUCUAGUGUCCCUGUGGCCCCCAGACUCUCCCUGUGCCCCCAGACUCUCCCUGUGGCCCCCAGACUGUCCCUGUGGCCCCCAGACUCUCCCUGUGGCCCCCAGACUCUCCCUGCAGCCCCCUGACUCUCCCUGGAUCUCGUUUACUCUGUGCCGUGUGUGUGUGUGUGUGUGUCUCUCUCUCUCUCUCUCUCUCUCUCUCUCUCUCUCUCUCUCUCUCUCUAGUUCUCUGUCUCCCCAUCACCACUCUGUCCCUUUGCCAUAGCAGCUACAUCUGAUUGAUCCAAACACAAGUCCAACAACACCAUGUCCCCGUCUAUGGUGACAUGGUUACAGGGUUGGUUUUUGUGAGGGGCCACCUCCCCUGUCACCGAGUACCGGCCUUCCACACGCCGGAUGAUGCUCUUCCAAAUAAAAUAGUCUGUGAACCUUGCGGUUAUCACAUUUCUUUCCUGCCCUUAAUUUGGUAAAUGGAUGCAACAAUCUAAACAGCAAAAUGGUUGCAGUAGCAGAUUAACCACAGAACUAUAAACAGGGCAGGUGUGAACUGUCCUGGUCUGUUACACGUCAUCACUUAACGGAGUCUGAAAAAUGCUCGUCCCCAAACGUCACCCAUUCCUUCUAUCCAGAGAUGCUGCCUGUCCCACUGAGUUACUCCAGCAUUUGGUGUCUAUCUUUGGUCUAAAUCAGCAUCUGCAGUUCCUUCCUACACAUUGCUUAACGGGAUAUUUAUCAUAGAGAGCGACCCUCUUUCAUGCUCAGUGACAGAUGGGCGAGGGAGGGGGUGAAGGGUCGUAGUUACGUAAAAUUGAACAAUUCGCCAUUCAUGCCAUUGGGUUGCAAGCGGCCCCUGUGGAAUUGAGGGACUGUUCCUCCGAGUCCAGUUUGUGUCUCUGGCAAUGGAGGUGGCCCAGUGUAGAGAGGUCAGUGUGGGAUUGGGAAGUUAAAAUAGUUAGCAACCGGGAGAUCUCGGAGGUGUCACCUAUCCGGGAGAUGCUGCCUGACCCGCUGAGUUACUCCAGCAUUUUGUGUCUUUUUUUGAAAGCCAGUAUCUGCAGUUCCUUGUCUCUACAUCUUCCUGGAUAGAAGGGGUUGGUUUUUCACAGGUGUCAGUGAAGCCGGGUGUCAUGUGUACAGCCGCCAGCAGAUGGCGGUGUUGGCCACGUUAUCCCACUCAGGAGCUGGGGUUGAAGGCAGUGGGGGGAAUGGGAGCUGUCUGGCUGUGUGUGUGUGUGUGUGUGUGUGGGGG